Molecule: messenger RNA, 1246 nt
Organism: Cutaneotrichosporon oleaginosum
Lineage: Eukaryota; Fungi; Basidiomycota; Tremellomycetes; Trichosporonales; Trichosporonaceae
Source: RefSeq, a predicted model, not a curated record
CGCCCACCCAGUGGCGACUGUUGUGGUUGGCUGAAAUGACGUAACGUCAUGAGAAGGACAAGACACUCCGGCAUCAUCUGAUCUCUCACACCCGACACGGACAGGCCGACUGGGCUCUAGUCCACCUGCUCUGGCACCUGGCCCGGCUGGUCCACCUGCCUGCGGGCCACGCCUGCCAGCUGAUAUCCACUCCACGCUCCCGCACUCCGUUCCCCGGCGAGGCCGGUCACCGACAUCACUGGACGGACGGUAUAUGCGCGCGCCCGGAAGAUCCAGCCUUAAGACGGCCACCUCGUCCGUGUAUCCCAUCACAUCUCACCCACUCGUACACACCAUGGCCCCCCUCGACCAGCAGAUCCAACAGACGCUCCGGCGCCUCACUGGCCUCAUUAAGAGCGGCUCAAAGCCCUACCUCAUCGCCGACCACCUGGCGCUCGCCCGCAUGGGCCCCCUCAGCGUCAAGGUAGUCAAGGACAACAACGUCACAUACGUCGACAACCCAGCGACGCACUGGGUGCUGGAGAGCUUCCAGGCGCGCGCCGCCGACGCAGCCGACGCCGAGCGAGCCAAGCAAGCGUCGGCCGUCAUGAACGAGCUCCUGCACCUGAACGACGGCGUCGACUCUCGCCUCACCCAGACACAGGAGGCCAUCGGCGAGCGCAUUCAGCAGGUGAGUCUUUCGGCUGCAUGCUCAUGGCUGUGCUCACACCAGCGCAAAGCGACAGGCGAGGACCCCGCCGCCGCCGAGUGGAUCGACAAGUUCCGCAGCGCCUGGAAGAAGCAGCAGCCCAUGACCAUCUCCGGCGACCUCGACUUCGACGGGUACCCCGACUCGCCAGCGUCGCCUUCGCCACAGCGAUACCUCAACAGCUUCCUGUCGCUCAUCGAGGCGCUUCCAAGCAACGCAGAGAUCGUGCUUCUCAGCGGCUCGUCGGCGAUCGUCUCCAACAUCGCCAAGUUUGCCGAGGACGAGGGGCACAUCCACACCGUCGUCAUCGACGAGAACGAGGUGUCACACCUCCAGUGAAGGAUAGGCACAUGUAGGUUUCAGAAGUACCCAACUGUAGGUGUCCAACAGUCAAAGCAAUGCAUCAAGUCUCGAAUGGCGGUGUGAGGUCGGGUCUGUGCGAAACUCAUUCAGACGGUCGGCUCUGCAAAACUCAUUCUUAUCUGCAAGUACCGCAGGAGGGCGGCAUCAUGACUGUUACCUCAGCCUUUCAGUGCACGGACAGUGCAGAACGCACGG